Molecule: messenger RNA, 2034 nt
Organism: Phanerochaete carnosa HHB-10118-sp
Lineage: Eukaryota; Fungi; Basidiomycota; Agaricomycetes; Polyporales; Phanerochaetaceae
Exons: 9
Coding region: 1-2034 (677 amino acids)
Source: RefSeq, a predicted model, not a curated record
AUGAUCACCCUCGUUGAGAUGCCCAAGGAUUCGCCGAAGAAGAGCACUCCCCGCUCACCCACCAAGUCGCCCAGAAAACUCAAACAAAUUGCCGCCGCGACCGACGAGUCGACAUGGAGGGCGAGCACAAUCGGAGCAGGCACGACGAUCAACAAGUCUUCUGCACUGAGCCUGUAUAGGCUGAAGGAGCAAGAUUUGGCCGGUCUCCGACGUGAGACAUCACAAGCAGUCGUGAUCAUAAAUGGCGAGAAGAAACCCAAGCCCAUGUUCUUGUACAAUGAACGCGACGUAGAGAGGCAGGCUUGGAAGAAGCACGGGGGUCCAGAGGCGUUCGAAUCAUAUCUGAACAAGUUGAAAGAGAGGUUCUACGCCAAGCCAGAGAACAGACACAAGUUCUUCUCCGCGCCCUCUGCGUACUCCACUGCUACCGUCGGCAUAUUCUCCCUUCCGCCCGCCCCUAAACUCCUGGACCCAGACGAUGAAUGGGUCGUCACGCCCGGUCUCAUCAACAUCAAACCGCAGUUUCCGAGGUGGCUGUGGCGCGCAUGCAAUAAGAAGCUUGACAAGAUAGGAGACUCAGAGUUCAACUUUGAGUAUCACGGGCUUAAGAAGCAGCAGAGGGAGAAGGCCUUGAGAACUGCCCUGGCGACCCUUGUUCCAAAGUAUCCGCCGCGACCUGACAGUCUUCUUCCUUCCUCCCCUUCUGUUGACAAGCUUCGAGACGUCCUCAGUCGUACACCCAAGAGCAGUGACGACGAGGACAUGGAAUCCUGGGAGGACGGUCCCACCGGCGACACUGACUACUACUGGAGCGAUAGAUACUUGGAGCAGCUCUUCCAGGCUCUGAUCGAUGUGAUUGAAGAACAUGGCAUCGAAGGCUGGGAGAACGUGCGCUGGGAAUAUGCCAGCUGCCUGGAUGGCCUUUGCUACAACGACCGGGAAGACGAGUGGCGCGACUCCGCGUUUGCAUGGCUUUGCGGAUGGCUGCAACACGUACCGAACGCCCUCACGACGCGCAGGUGUGGGUACAGCGAGAUUGGUCGACGGUACAACAAUAUGCUUCCUCGUCUCGCCAUUGGCAGAGGUGACUCUGUCAAGGAGGCCCGCAAGAAGGUUCUCAAGAAGACUCCUUACUCGCCGCCCAAAUCGCCUAGGAAAGCCAGGCGAACUGCCGCCGCGACGGACGAGUCUACAUGGAGGGCGAGCAGGGUCAGGAUACACAAGAAGGACUGCUGUUUUGAGGCAGUACAGGCUGAACAAGACUUGGCCAGCAUCCCAUUUGAGAAGGCAGAAACGAUCACAGUAAUAAAUGGCCAGAACGUCAUCAAGCCCAUGUUCUUAUACAACGAACGCGCCGUAGAGAGGCAGGCUUGGAGAAAACACGGUGGUCCAGAGGCAUUCGAGGCAUACUUGGACAAGUUGAAAGAUAGGUUUCACGCUAAGCCUAAGAACGCAGGCGGGAUAUUCCCUGCACCUGACGCUUGCUCUACCGAUAGCGUUUUCCUGUACUCGUCCCCACGCACCGAUAAACUCCUGGACCCGGAUGAUGAAUGGGUUGUCACCCCCGGCCCCCUCCGCAUGAAACCGCGAUUCCCAGAAUGGCUGUGGCAUGUAUAUAACGAAGCGCUCGAUAAAGUGGGGGACGAAGACUUCGUCUUUGACCUCAACAGGCGGCGAAGAGAGGAGGCCAUGAGAGGCGCUCUGAUAACUCUUGUCCCAAAAUACCCGUCGCGACCAGAUAGUUUGCUCCCUUCCUCACCUUCUGUUGACAGGCUUCGAGAAGUCCUUUAUCGUGCACCUAAAGACAAUAGCAAAGACAUGAGGUCUUGGAUGGAUGGUUCCACUGGCGAUAUCAUUUACUACUGGAGUGACAGAUACACGGAACAGCUUUUUGAAGCUCUUGUGGACGUAAUCGAGGAGCACGACAUCGAAGGCUGGGAAAGCGCGCGUUGGGAGGUGUACGACAAGGCAAGUGUCUCCCUUGGCUGUAGCUUUCCACGAUUGGCUGACGAUAUCGGUGUUACAGUACGCUAG